Neoarius graeffei (lesser salmon catfish) is the source of this 856-nucleotide messenger RNA. RefSeq names its product claudin-18-like. The record is from RefSeq and is a predicted model, not a curated record. Gene Ontology annotation, molecular function: structural molecule activity. Gene Ontology annotation, cellular component: plasma membrane; bicellular tight junction. Gene Ontology annotation, biological process: bicellular tight junction assembly; cell adhesion. The transcript has 5 exons. NCBI's taxonomy places the organism in Eukaryota, Metazoa, Chordata, Actinopteri, Siluriformes, Ariidae. The coding region runs from base 1 to 765 and encodes 254 amino acids.
AUGGCGGUGACACUGUUCCAGGUAAUGGGCUUUGUGCUGGGCAUUUUGGGGCUAGGGGCCAUCGUUGCUGCUACAGCCAUGGACAUGUGGAGUACUGAAGAUUUGUACGACAACCCUGUCACGUCUGUCUACAGCUAUGCAGGCCUAUGGAGGUCAUGUGUAAGACAGAGCUCAGGAUUUACAGAGUGCAGACCCUAUUUCACCAUCCUGGGACUUCCAGGUCUUUUCCAAGGUGUGAGAGCGCUCAUGAUUGUGGCCAUCGUUCUUGGAGUUAUCGGAGUCCUCAUUGCUAUUUUUGCUCUUAAGUGCCUCAGAAUGGGCAGCAUGGAAGACCGGGUGAAAGCGACCAUGACUCUGACUUCAGGGGUCAUGUUUGUUAUCGCUGGGAUCUGUAGCAUCGCUGGGGUUUCCAUCUUUGCAAAUUUGAUCGUGACCAACUUUGCGCUUACUGCCUACACCUCACCCAAUGGUUUGGGCUUAGUUGGCUCUGGCCUUGUUGGGUCACCUCUCACUCCGAGAUACACGUUCGGCUCGGCCCUGUUCGUUGGUUGGGUUGGUGGAGGUGUUCUUUUCAUUGGUGGAAUCAUGCUGUGUUUGGCCUGUCGUGGACUGAUGCCUGAGAAACACUAUGAAGGAACUGCAUACAAACCUGCAACCCAAAGUGGCAUCUACAGGUCAGAAGGCUAUCCCAAGACUUAUAACAGCUCUUACAAGGCUCACAGCAUGGAUGGCAGACAAUACAACCAAAGAUUUGAUUAUGUUUGAAACUCGCUAAUGGGCAUGCGGGAUCGAUGACCAUGGGAUGGCCAUUAAUACUACCAGUGUAAAGUGGAACAGAAGCAACGCCAUGACAUAG